AACACCAGUUUGGAAUCAAACUGAUGCUGUUUUAAUACUAAUUGGUGUUGUAUAAACACCUAUAUAUCUGGUGUUAGACCAAAACGAAACUGGUGUUGUUUAACACUUCUCCGGGCUGGUGUUAAAUCAACACCAGAGUUUUUGCAGUGUAUUUACUGGUUUCUUGAUUCCUCCGUACAUCGCAGAGUGAAAAAUCCCAAUUGUAGGGAACAGAGGGUGCUUACCUCGUGACAAGAAGUGUGUGACUUUUGUAAUCAAGACGCGUGGAUCUUAUGAUUAUGGAUUCCUUUGAUGAAAAACAAGAUUUUUAUGAUUUCCUGACGUAGGAAAUCCGUAGAAGUGGAGAUAUGAUAGAGUGGCGUUUGGUGCAUUGUUAGGUACAAUGAGCUUCCGUUAUAUCAUAAACAUGAAAAUCCCUCUUUUAAUCCGGCUAUAGUCUUCCAAGGAAAAAUUAUUUCCAAACUGUUUGGUAAAACGCUUUCAAGAACGAACAGUUACCGAACAGCGGAGUUAUUUCAAGGAUUUGCAUAGAUCAUCCAGCGUAUCAGGAAGAUAUACUGAAAACGAAUAUAUUAUUGUUAAAUGUGCUCAAAUAUUCACGGACUUAGUUUCUUGAUUUUUGUUAAUGGUAUAACGAGGUUUCUUAAGGUUUUAAAUAAUUGAUUACUCGAUAUGUAAGGAAAGAUUAAAUUAAUUAUGUAGACCGAAUGGAUGUGGAUGGUACUCAUACAGAUUAUUUGAGGUUGGCCAAUCUGUUUCGUUUGUCAAGUUUCUGCAUCGAGAAGAUAAGAUGGAUAGUAUGAGCUGAACCCCAUCUUUCUCGAAACUAGGAAUCUGACAUGACUGUGGCUCGUCACAAUCAGAGGGAAGAAUCAAGCCAGUCAAUACGUUAGCAGAAAAUUUACACAUUGGACAGAGAUAGGUGUUUAUCAACAUAGAGAAGCCUCUAUAUCCGAUACGCCUGUUCGGUUCCGGGUUUACAGAAGCGUCUAUGUCAAAUAUCCGACACGUCUGUUCGGUUCCGGAUGUAGAUUGGCAAAUCGUUGGGCUAGUACCUCAGUGACACUCAUCGAGACGAAUGUAAAAAGACACAGAAAACAUACAGUUUUAAAGUGCAGUACUAUAUAAGUAGGGAAAAUGUCUGACGCGUCAGCUGGUCGUGACGGUGAUCUAAGCAGGAGAGCACUGAAUGUCCUCGAGUUCUUUGGCGAACUUGUGAUCCUUCAUCUCCACAUUCUCUUGGUUACCAUAGAGGCCUUCCUAACAUGGAUGAUACCAAGUUUUCUGAGGUCGAAAUCUCUGGAGGGUGAGACGAUGCUCAUUACGGGGGCUGGCAGCGGCAUCGGCAGGCUCUUCGCGCUCAAGUUUUCUGCAUUAGGGGUGCGAGUGGUGUUAUGGGAUAUCAACGCUUCUGCCGUUGAAGAAACGGCGAAGAUCGUACGCGUGAACGGCGGAAAGGCCUGGUGGUAUACUUGUGACGUCACCAAGAUGGAGGAGGUCAACGAGACUGCGCAGAGGGUGAGAGAAGAGGUCGGGGACGUGACCAUGCUGAUUAACAACGCAGGCAUUGUGACCGGGAGGUACUUCCAGGAUUUGAAAGAAGAAGAUUACCAGAGGACAAUGAAUGUUAAUUCAUUGGCCCAUGCUUGGACCCUGAAGGCGUUCCUUCCUCACAUGUUGGAGAGGAAUCACGGUCAUAUCGUCACUGUAGCUAGUAUCAUGGGUGAGCUUGUAAUACCAGGAUUGAGCGAUUACUGUAUGAGUAAAUUCGCUGCUAUCGCACUCCACGAUAGUUUGCUACGCGAGGUCCGGGCUCAGCGGAAAGACGGGAUCCAUUUCACACUGGUCAAUCCUUACAAGAUCGACACGGGAAUGUUUGACGGAGCGAGGAUCAAAAAGUCAGCAGAGAUGUUGUUCCCUACCCUUAAACCUGAGUACGUAGCUGACAAGGUUGUAGAAGCUGUACAAACUAACACAGACGUGGUCAGGACACCUUUCAUCUUCAAUAUCGUUGUCGUUAUCUCAAAAAUACUACCUCUGAAGGCUGUACUUCUCCUUGAAGACUUCGCUGGAAACGAGAAGGCAAUGAAAACCUUUGUUGGACGUAGAGGGCAGAAUGCCGUUGAGCAAGCAGUGACAACGAUUGAGUGAUUCUUCUUCUCCCGUCACAUAUUUAUGACUCGACGAAUCAAGCAGAAAAAAGUCGUAUUGAUUUUUUUUUAAAUUGCUGAUGUUCGAGAGUGAGUUUUAAACUCACUGUAUUUCGAAAUCCAAUUUAACUAAGGCGUUGGUUUUUCAAAUCCGCCAUGCUGUAAUGGUGAUAUUCCCAGAGAGUAACUUGUGCAUAAGUGUUGAAUUAGCCGAUGAUGAAAUUUAACUUGUACUGUUAAGGAUGUGUGUUACCAUUUGAUAUCCAUCGUUAAUCCAGGUUUUAAUCCAUAUUAAAAAAAAAUUAAAUCCCAGUUAAGAUCACGGGCCGCUACACAGAUAGAAGUACAUGGAUUUCAUCUAAACCCAGGUCGGCUGUGAAUUGUUACCAGUAAAGCUCCGGAUUUAAUUUUAUUCCUAAAAAUUCAUAUUUAAAUAUCAAAAGGAUUUGAAUUCCAAAUCUUACAGCUGUAAGUUCAAAACGUUACAGAUUUAAUAGAUAUACGCUUAAAUUGCGGCGCUGUCUUUUGUAUUUUGUUUGUACUUUGUAAUCCGAGUGGUUGGUGUUUAGAGCCUAUGGGUUUUAUAGGUUUUCCUACCUUUUGGAAUUAGAACUUUGUUUCCAAAGAUGAGCAGAUAAUAACGUAUCAAUGUACAAUGAUAUACGCGCAGUUUUGAUUGUAUCCCUAAAUGAUAUUGCAUUUAAUAUUCAAUGUAACGUAUCUAUUCGCCAUCUUUGUAGUUCAAUAUAAACAGAGAUUACUUUUUGUUAAUUUUUUAAAAGUUCUACUUUCAUAGUAAGUUUUCUUUUUCGGCUGAGCUAUAAAAUCACACGUUUUAAAUAUUUGAACAAGAUUAAUAGUCAUGAUAGUGGAGGUUCCGAUUAUACUGACUAAGCAUUUUCACGUGUACGCACUGAGGUUUCCAGCAAAGGGUGUCAACAAACUCAUUUACUAUACCGAAUUUGAAGACCCUAUUUGCUGCAAAUAUAUCUCUCUUCUUCAUGUCAAUGAUUGUUGGAUCAUGUCAAUGUCACAGUCGAAUAUUGUGUGCAUAUUUUUAAAUCUUAAAUUAUUGUAUUUAAUUAAUGUAUAUAGCCCUUUUCGUAAUUAUGUGUAGUUUCCAUUCACAUGACUGGUGAAUUAUUUGUAGAUAUGGAAUUCAAUUAGUAAAUGUACUUAAAUAUUGCUGCAUUAUUAUGUAUGCUGCUAGUUCCAUGUCGCAUUUUCAAUCAAUUUAUUUCAUAAAUAUGCCAUUGUAGCAAAUAA
This is a messenger RNA of Lytechinus pictus (painted urchin), 3416 nucleotides long. RefSeq names its product retinol dehydrogenase 10-B-like. Lineage: Eukaryota; Metazoa; Echinodermata; Echinoidea; Temnopleuroida; Toxopneustidae. Gene Ontology annotation, cellular component: lipid droplet. Gene Ontology annotation, molecular function: oxidoreductase activity, acting on the CH-OH group of donors, NAD or NADP as acceptor. The record is from RefSeq and is a predicted model, not a curated record. The transcript is spliced from 8 exons. Bases 1138 to 2151 code for a protein of 337 amino acids.